CAGCACAGUGUCGAGCAUCACCAUCCUUAUUCUCGCCAUGAUCGUGAUCGACGUGAUUACUAUGGAAGUGACAGAUUGCGCAGGCGUUCAUCUGAACACAAACGUUUACGAAAGCCGUAUGAUCCGAGAGUCCGCAGAGUCGAGACAUAUGUCCCAAGGCGUUCGCGGCAUUCAUCUGGCGAUAAAUCGCACCACAGCAAAGAAAAAGAGAGGAACGGUGCUGAUGAUAGGGACAUCCCAUUGGAUGAGCUCGAACUUGAGGAGGUUGACUGUUGUGACGAAGUAGGUGACGAUCGCUCAGAUUAUGCUGACGGCACCUCGAGUGCAUGCGGAUCUUAUUCUGGAGAGGACGAUGACUACGAUGGUUUGAGUAUGUCGCGCUCGAGAGGUCCAAAUCACAUGUCUAGUGUUGGUGAUGGUGAUGAUUUCCCAGACCUCUGUGAGGAACUCGACGAGGAUGCAAUGCGGCGUGCCGCAGCCGCAGCUGCCGCCAAAAACAUCGUUCUCUCCAGUGAGACGCCAGCCGAUGUCAACAGUCCACCUCCGCCAGGCACAGGAAAAAUAGUACGAAGAUCUCAUGAUGACAAAUAUUCACAUCGAAAAGACACGACGGAAUUGCGGAGGAAUGGAAGGAAUGGUGAAGAUGCUCCGUCGUCGCGACAUAUGCGUGGCAGCAGUCGACAUGAAGAUGACGCUCGGCGACGGCGCCACCACUUCAUGGAAAGUACAAACUACAAAUCGAGACGAGGUGAAUGGAGGCGAACAGAGGAGAGAGGAAGAGAAGGAAGAGAAAGGACGGAUAAGGCUCGAUUUGGUCGAGAAACUCCCAGCGUUCAACGUGCUCCAGCUGUUACCAAGUCGCAUACCGAUCCUACUACUGAAGUGUGCAGACGAGACGAUGCAGAGUUGUUAUCCAUAAAAGGCCCCCUUGCUCAUGGAUGGUGUUCGGUAGAAGAUGAAGAAGAGCAGAUGCCUACAUCGUCACAAAGUUCACCGAAAAGCACAUACGCAGAUAAAAGUGCGUCUCCGGUCCUUCACACUGGUACCACCAAGGCACAACGCCAAUUCGGUCACAAAUCCUCCAUCACGGAUCAAAAAUGGCAGUUUACCCACAUCGCCUCGUAA
Cylicostephanus goldi is the source of this 1125-nucleotide messenger RNA. The record is from the annotation of a GenBank genome assembly. NCBI's taxonomy places the organism in Eukaryota, Metazoa, Nematoda, Chromadorea, Rhabditida, Strongylidae.